Molecule: messenger RNA, 866 nt
Organism: Theobroma umbraticum
Lineage: Eukaryota; Viridiplantae; Streptophyta; Magnoliopsida; Malvales; Malvaceae
Product: pectinesterase-like
Biological process (GO): cell wall modification
Molecular function (GO): pectinesterase activity
Source: RefSeq, a predicted model, not a curated record
UUUCGUCCUUCAGCUGUGGUGGGGAACGGAUUCAUAGCCAAGGAUAUAACAUUUGAAAACUCAGCAGGGCCGAGCAAACACCAGGCGGUGGCUUUAAGGAGUGGGUCAGACCUCUCUGCAUUUUACAAGUGCAGCUUUGUUGGCUACCAGGACACUCUCUACGCCCAUUCCCUCAGGCAAUUCUACCGCGACUGUGACAUAUACGGGACAAUUGAUUUCGUCUUUGGAAACGCCGCUGCGGUUUUCCAAGAAUGCAAUUUAUAUGCUCGUAAACCUAAUCCAAACCAAAAGAACAUUUUCACAGCUCAAGGGAGAGAAGACCCUAACCAGAACACUGGGAUUUCAAUUUUGAACAGUAAGAUUGCCGCUGCUGCCGAUUUGAUCCCGGUCAAAUCAUCGUUCAAGACGUACUUGGGGCGUCCCUGGAAAGAGUAUUCCAGGACAGUUAUUCUGCGAUCAUACAUUGAUGAUUCGGUGGAUCCUGCUGGGUGGUUAGAAUGGAAUGCUACAUUUGCUUUGAGCACCCUUUAUUAUGGGGAGUAUUUGAACAGAGGCCCGGGGUCGAAUACGAGUGCAAGGGUUACUUGGCCUGGUUAUAGGGUCAUCAACAGCUCGACUGAGGCAAGUCAGUUCACGGUUGGGACAUUUAUACAAGGAAAUGAGUGGUUAAAUUCCACUAAUAUUCCAUUCUCUCUCGAUUUGAGUUGAAACUUGAAAGCCAAAUGUCACUAAUUACUUUCUUUUUUCUUUUUUGGUAAUUUGAUUUUGUCCUGGUUUGAUCAAGUAGCCGAACCGCAUUUUGAUCAGCUACCAUCACAAGUCAAAUUGCUUUUUUACUAGAAUUAAUAAAAAGCUUUAUUAAUUCA